AUGGCACAGCCGUUAGGGGAUAUUUCAGGCUUCUCUGAAGAUGAAAAUGGGUUAGGUCGUCCAAGGCCACGCCCUCGCCGUGGGGCUUCAGUAAGAUCGGCCACAUCGUCGGGCCCUGAAAGACCUCGGAGAUCCUCAGUACACUCCUCGAGCCUGGUAUCCAAUGAACUUCCUCCGAUAGUCCCAAGCCCUGUAUCAUAUACAGAAACACAGGCCGCAGAGUCUGCAACAGCCAGAUCGUUAGCCAACUUGAUUCCGCCUAUAGUCGAAGCCCCACAGAUAGCACCCAUAUCCCAAGUAUCCCAGACACCACAAAGCCUCAAUGAGGCCAGAUAUUCAAUAUCAAAUCAUAGCCAAAUAGAAAAUCGGCGGGCUUCUAUAAUUUCCGGGGACCAUAACUCAUCUUCAAGUCCCGCUGAGUCUCAGUUUGUCCGCCGUACAGCGGAACCAGCAGAACGAGGGACACAAGAGAAGCCACCAAUGUUGAAAAGACAGGAACGAACCCCUGGGAUUAGAAUAGUUCGACCAGGGAGUGCCGGCUCAACAUCGCAGGGAUCUUUGCAGAAGCCUGACAUAGAUGCGUUGAUUGUUGGAGGACGCCCAGCAAGGAAGUUAGGGACAAUUGAAGUUGCCUCACUUAUUAUAAACAAGAUGAUUGGGAGUGGAAUCGUAACCGGGCCUGCACAGGUACUUCUCUACACGGGGCGGAAAGACUACGCCUUACUCCUAUGGGGUUUGGGGUUUCUUUAUACCCUUGUUUCUGUAGUCAUAUUCGUGGAAUUUGGCUAUAAAUUCAGAGUGACUGGUGGGGAGUUGGUUUAUCUUGACGAGCUAUUCAAAAAGCCAAAGCUGCUGUUCGUGACGAUAUUUGCCGGCCAAUUUAUUCUGUUUUGGAACACGGCAACGAACUGCUCUCAGGCAGCUCGUCAGAUUAUUGCUUGUGCGGAUAAAUCGCUAGACACCAACAAUGUCUACGACGGACAGGAUACUCGCCUUAUCGCUUUUAUCGCGAUUGUCAUAUCGUCAUUCGUCUGUCUCCUCCACUACUUUUCUACAGCAGCUGGAAGAGUAACAAAUGUCGCGUUCGCCGUUUUCAAAGUCGUUAUGCUCCUCAUCCUUCUCGGGCGUGGUGCUUGGUUUUCGGAGACGUUCAAACAAGGAGGGGAUUGGAAGGCUCAACCAAACCCCAUUGAAUGGAAGUCCUUUACAUACGCUACAUUCAUCGUCCUGUUUGCCUUCCAAGGCUGGGAGAAUGCGUCCUUCGUGGCUGGCGAAGUCGACAUUGCGAAGACAAGAGCUUUGCGCAAUGGAUACUAUAUCGCGGUGUUGCUUGUUGGAUUUUUAUAUCUCUUCGUCAAUGUUGCUUUCCUCACAGCUUUCGAGUUCGUCGUAGGGGGUACUCCAGAUGGAGUUGCAGCUAUCCUAAGUAGCGGUAGAGUUCCAAUAGAGGUCCUUGCCAGUGACGGCUAUGCGGCUCGGUAUUGGGGUAGUACCCCUGAUGCGGUAAGGGCAUGGACUGUGCUCUUAACCUUAUCUGCUCUCGGAAAUGUCCUAGCUGUGACUUAUACAUGCGGUCGAGUCAAGCAGAUGAUUGGCCAGGCGUAUGUUUUCCCCUGGUCUCGACUAUGGGCGCGGGAAUCAAGGUUUAACACCCCGUCUGGAGGACUUCUUCUCCACUGGAUCUGUACCUGCAUCCUCAUUCUCAUCUCAGUCAGAAUUCCGAAUUCAAAGGGGAUUCAGCUGCCAGGAUCUCUACAAGCGUAUUCACAUGCAGCAGUUGCCCUUGCGGUCACGGUUGCCUUUUGCUUCUUUACAGCCCCGCUAGUAGAUGGACAAGAAACUUACCAAUGGUCUUGGUUGAAAUUAAAACGAGUUUCCUGGCCAAUAAUAACGGUUUCUAUUCUAAUGAACCUUGCCAUGAUCUGUCUUCCCAUCAAGUCCGCUGUCCCAGACUCCUCCGUUCCCGGCUGGGUCUUUGCCGCAAGCUGUUUCUCAGCAGUUAUCGGCAGUAUAUUAUAUUACUUCAUUCUUUUCCCAGUUGAAGAUUACAUGGAACCAUCCAAUAAAUGGAAAAAGUGGAGUCUUCUAAGACUGGCAGGAGUCAGCUGGAGUAUCCGCCUCGUUGAGGAAGACAUUUACAAUGAGAGAUGGGAAAGAUUCCAAAGAACUUCCAGACAUUUUGAGGGUUCAACCUCCAAAGUGGGGUAUCAAGACGAACAGAUAAAGCAAUUUGGCGAACGAAAAAUGGUUUACUAUACGCUCGACCCAGUUAUGAUUGGUAAUCAGGCACAUCAGCCGAGCACCACUAGGAGGUUGGUGUUCUGGUUUUUCGGUGGAAGCUUCAAUAACAAGACCUACAAGAGCCCUUGGACUGAGUGGGCCCUGAAAAAGCCAAACUUCCAAGGUGCAAAUUUUCUCGCCAUCUUUAGACAGAAGGAAUCCGUGCCACCCGGUCUGAGUAUGCAGGAUGUCCAGUAA
Molecule: messenger RNA, 2478 nt
Organism: Orbilia oligospora ATCC 24927
Lineage: Eukaryota; Fungi; Ascomycota; Orbiliomycetes; Orbiliales; Orbiliaceae
Exons: 6
Coding region: 1-2478 (825 amino acids)
Biological process (GO): amino acid transmembrane transport
Cellular component (GO): membrane
Molecular function (GO): L-amino acid transmembrane transporter activity
Source: RefSeq, a predicted model, not a curated record